Messenger RNA from Pseudophryne corroboree (corroboree frog), 3632 nucleotides. It is a transcript of the gene MPZL2, whose product is annotated as myelin protein zero like 2. The transcript has 6 exons. Gene Ontology annotation, biological process: cell-cell adhesion. NCBI's taxonomy places the organism in Eukaryota, Metazoa, Chordata, Amphibia, Anura, Myobatrachidae. Gene Ontology annotation, cellular component: plasma membrane. The record is from RefSeq and is a predicted model, not a curated record. The coding region runs from base 45 to 659 and encodes 204 amino acids.
CAGACAUUUCUCUGGAGAGAGUCUCCGGAGUACACUGAGGAAUCAUGACUGCUCUGAGGUGCUUCCGUCUGGCCGUCCACAUAUCCCUGUUUGUCUCAGUCUCAUCGAUGGAUAUUUACACCCCAAAGGAGAUCCAGGCUCAGAAUGGAACAGACACCCGGCUAAAGUGUACAUUCAGCUCUUCAUCUUCAUUGAGUGACGAUCUCUCAGUAUCCUGGACAUUCCGCCCUCUGUCAGGAGGAAAUGGAAAAACUGUAUUCACUUACCAUAAAGGGCCCCUGUCGCCGGAAGACGGCCAUUUUGGCGGUCGUAUCAUUUGGGACGGGGAUGUUAAUCGUGGUGAUGUAUCUAUAAUUAUCCGGAAUAUCCAACCAAAAGAUAACGGGACCUACCUAUGUCAGGUUCUAAACAAACCUGAUGUUCAUGGGGAGGUGGGAGAGAUUACAGUCGAAGUGGUAGACAAAGUGAAGUUCUCAGAGAUGCUGGUGCUUUUGCUGGUGAUUGGGCUUGGAAGUCUUUUAAUAAUUCUGCUGGUCUUAUCUGUGGUUUUGUAUCGAUACUGUCGCAAGCAGAGGACUCAUAGUACUGCCGUGUCAGUUUUGGAAUGUACAGAAAAGUUAAAUGAGAAACCACAGGAUCUGAUGGAUGCCAAUGCAUGACCGGAGGUGCCAAUGCAUGAUAGGAGAUGCCAUUCAAAAGGUUGACUCAGAAGUUCAGUGACUCUGCCCCGUUCCCUGUGACAACAACAAGGAUUGGCUCGUGACCUGUAAAGACCUAAGAUUAUGGAAAAUGCACACAACCUAUUCAUUUCUGGAGAGCGAAGGCAUCUUUCUCUUGUCCUUUAUACCUCUGAAUUCCUGGAUCUGCUGCACCGGAUGCACCGUACUUACAGUAUUCCAAACAUGAUAUUAUAUCAGCAUGGAUUUGGCUUAUGUGUCAUUUGACAGCAUGAGGAAUUGCUGUCUCCUGCCAGAGGCUUCCUACUGCCAGACAGACUCCCUCUCCGGCGCUGGGAGACCGAUCACGUACAACACUGCUAUAUCAUUUUUAUAUGACUGUAAAUAUGCAGGCUUGCGUGUUAUAUAGCUGCAACACAACGGGGCUACACACUUUUUCUAUAGUCGUUCCUCUUUGUAUUGUAAAUUAAUUCUACACUGCGCAUGAACUUUUCAGAAACCUUUGUAGUGGUUACAAAUUUUCCUCUACCCAUUUGCCUCUACUGCGUCAGCGGCUGUCCGCCUCUACUGCGUCAGCGGCUGUCCGCCUCUACUGCGUCAGCGGCUGUCCGCCUCUACUGCGUCAGUGGAGCACUGUGUAUAGAAGUCACUUGCACUAUUUAGAAAAUUGCCAGAUGUUGCAGGUAUUGCACAAUGAAUGGCCUCAUUCUGCGAUGGAUGCAAGACUGUCUGUGGAUACAUCUCCUCAUAUUAAUCAACUGUGUGUGCGUCGGAGUAUGCAAAUGCAACUGUGGGUCAAUAAGAGUCCUACUGAUCUCUAUUAUAUCUCAACUUGUAGCUGAGUGGGUGUAACUGGGUGACAGUAAGUGCGCCCGUGGGCAUAAAGGCAGAAUUGUGGGCUUUUCAGAGUUCUGCAUAGGCAUAGAUCCAUCUGAUUUCAGACAGAUCUCUUGCACCAAGGGCUGGUGCAAAUAUAUGCUUAAAGGGAAACUUUCACAGACGGAGGGCAGAGGUCACAUAGAGCCAACUCUGAAUAAAGGCGGAUAUUCGUGUUUCUAUCCAGACAUGGAAAGUGGCCACAACUGUAUCUGCAAUGAAUUGUCACUGAGCCUAUAGAAUGAUUUUGAUCAUCAGGACCGUGACAGGGCUAUAAUCCACCUUGUGCCAACUCUGCCUCUGAGCAUGUGACGACAUGAUGUCACAUUGGAGGGGCCAGGUUUUCACUCCAAGUGGCUCUAGAACAGUGAUGGGGAACCUUUGGCACUCCAGCUGUUGUUGAGCUACACAUCCCAGCAUGCCCUGCUACAGUUUUGCUAUUUGGCCAUGCUAAAACUGUAGCAGGGCAUGCUGGGAUGUGUAGUUCAACAAGAGCUAUAGUGCCAAAGGUUCCCCAUCACUACUCUAGAGGCUGCCCUUUGCCUUUCCAGGGACCUUGCAAGCCAUAUGCAGGUGCCAUGGGUCAAUGAAGGUGCUGUACACCCCUGCUUAUGGUUCUGUCGGUCAUUGGUAGAUGCACAGACCUAGCCAGGGACGUAAACUGGAAAUGUCUAAGCACCACAGCCAAUAUUGUGACUAUCAUAGACAAAUGCACCCAAAAUGCCUGUUACAUUCCCAGUCAGUAUCCAAUAGGUCUGAGUACUUUUGUAUAUUUUGAGACACAUUUUAUUUCCUCUGGGACAGAGCCCCUUAUGCUGCUAUAUUUACGCCGAUGUACAUAGCAUUCUUAAUACUUUAGAAAUUACUAAGGAAAGAGUUUUAUAAAAAAUUUUUUUUAUAUAUAAAAGCCAUUAUUUUUGGUAGACCAUGUGCCUUACUUACAGUAGCUUAUGUACAGCAUCUGCUUUGUGUGUGGCAGGCGGGGCUCCCAAGCAUUGAUGGGGAAAUGCAGGAUGCUUUGUGUGUGGCAGGCGGGGCUCCCAAGCAUUGAUGGGGAAAUGCAGGAUGCUGUGUGUGUGGCAGGCGGGGCUCCCGAGCAUUGAUGGGGAAAUGCAGGAUGCUUUGUGUGUGGCAGGUGGGGCUCCCGAGCAUUGAUGGGGAAAUGCAGGAUGCUUUGUGUGUGGCAGGCGGGGCUCCCGAGCAUUGAUGGGGAAAUGCAGGAUGCUGUAUAUGUGGCAGGCGGGGCUCCCGAGCAUUGAUGGGGAAAUGCAGGAUGCUUUGUGUAUGGCAGGCGGGGCUCCCAAGCAUUGAUGGGGAAAUGCAGGAUGCUUUGUGUGCGGCAGGUGGGGCUCCCAAGCAUUGAUGGGGAAAUGCAGGAUGCUUUGUGUGUGGCAGGCGGGGCUCCCGAGCAUUGAUGGGGAAAUUCAGGAUGCUUUGUGUGUGGCAGGCGGGGCUCCCGAGCAUUGAUGGGGAAAUGCAGGAUGCUUUAUGUGUGGCAGGCGGGGCUCCCGAGCACUGAUGGGGAAAUGCAGGAUGCUUUGUGUGUGGCAGGCGGGGCUCCCGAGCAUUGAUGGGGAAAUGCAGGAUGCUUUAUAUGGUAGGCGGGGCUCCUGAGCAUUGAUGGGGAAAUGCAGGAUGCUUUGUGUGUGGCAGGCGGGGCUCCCGAGCAUUGAUGGGGAAAUGCAGGAUGCUGUAUAUGUGGUAGGCGGGGCUCCCGAGCAUUGAUGGGGAAAUGCAGGAUGCUGUAUGUGUGGCAGGUGGGGCUCCCAAGCAUUGAUGGGGAAAUGCAGGAUGCUUUAUAUGGUAGGCGGGGCUCCCGAGCAUUGAUGGGGAAAUGCAGGAUGCUUUAUGUGGUAGGCGGGGCUCCCGAGCAUUGAUGGGGAAAUGCAGGAUGCUUUAUGUGGUAGGCGGGGCUCCCGAGCAUUGAUGGGGAAAUGCAGGAUGCUGUAUAUGUGGCAGGUGGGGCUCCCGAGCAUUGAUGGGGAAAUGCAGGAUGCUUUACAGUAUAUGACAGAACCUCUAGCGACUAUCAGAAAUGUUUGUGCAAAAACAAAUAAAUGUUAUCAUAUGUCUACUAAA